This is a messenger RNA of Strongylus vulgaris, 810 nucleotides long. Lineage: Eukaryota; Metazoa; Nematoda; Chromadorea; Rhabditida; Strongylidae. The record is from the annotation of a GenBank genome assembly.
GAUAGUAAUGAGAAAUCCUACGGUGUUAUUAUGGAUGCAGGCUCUACGGGCACAAGACUUUUCCUCUACACCUGGACGAGUAACUCAGAUAAAGAGCUUAUCAACAUAGCUCCAGCGCUCGAUCAUUUGAAUAGCCCUGUUGUCAAAAAGGUCAACCCAGGAUUGAGUUCAUUCCAGGAUCAUCCCUAUGACGCAGCCGAAUAUGUAAAACCAUUGCUUGAUUACGCAUCGCAGUUUAUACCUCAUGAUAAACUACCGUAUACACCGGUGUUUCUACUAGCAACGGCAGGAAUGCGGCUUAUAAUGAAAGAGCACAUAAGAGUGAUUGAAGGAAAAUGGGAAGGAAUCUACAGCUGGGUAGCAGUCAAUUAUAUAUUAGAAAAAUUCAAAAUGGGAAAUUCUUCAAUAAUCUCACGACCUGAAACCGUAGGAAUGAUUGAUAUGGGUGGAGCAAGCAUGCAAAUUGCGUUUGAAAUGGAUCAGAAGGACGAGUUUAGAAGUGAAAACGUAGAAAACGUUCUAACUUCACUUCAGAUCAAUCUUGGUUGUCGCGACGACGACGACAGAUACAAGUACAAGCUUUUCGUCACAACAUUCCUCGGAUACGGUGUGAACGAAGGAUUACGAAAGUAUGAACAGGAACUUAGUGAUCGAUUGUUGCAUACUAAAGAAUCUUACGUUCGAGAUGAAUGUAUGCCGUUAAACCUGCAAAAGGUUAUCAAUAGAAGCGAUGGCUCAAUGUUCCUUCUUUUUCACAACUAUAAGGCCUUUGAAGCCAAUGUAGAGGUGUGCUCAAUGCUCAAACUGUGA